AUGAACUAAGAUCCUACACUUACAAAUGCCAAUUAUUAUAAAGCUUCACCAUAGAAUUAUGAUAAAGACCAUUAAGUUGAAAUUAAGGAGUAAGUAAAGGAUCUUAAUGAAGAAUUUAUACAAGGUAAAAUUAAAAAAGGAGCAUUGAUGAGGAACACUAAAUAAAUAAAAUAUGAUAUGGCAAUAAUAGCUUUGAGAGAAUUAGAAAUUUUUUUUCAGUACAAUACUUCUUCUGAUACCAAAUAACCAAUUCUAGAAUAACCAAGUAAGAUCUAAGAAUGCAGAAAAAAAAUCGAGGAGGUAAUUUAUGAAGUUGAAAGAAACAUGGUUUAGGACGUUGAUAAGAAAUUCAAUUCAUUCUUUCAAAAAAAAGAACACACAUCAGAUACUAAUUAUUUCAAUAUUAUUGCCAGCUAAUUAUUCCACAAUUAAAAAGUUAAAUGCAAAAGUAAAUUAAAAGAAUGUUACAAAUUGUUGUCCAUCAAUUGGAUCAAUCUUCUAGAUUUUUCAAAAAAUGAUCUUCAGUCAAAAGAUUAAUCUGAAUCUCAAUUAAAAGAUUAUCAACAGUUAAAACAAUAACUUCUUCCUAAAUCCAGUACUAAUUCAAAUAAUAAUAAUCAAAAAUGCGAUUAAAAUAGAAACAAAUAUCAUUUCUUAUAUGUUGCUGUAGAUUUACUUGAUAAAUUAGAAAAAAGUGCAAGUACUGCAGAUGAAAUCAUAGAAUUACUUAAAAAAGUUGUUGAAAAAAAAUAUUAAAAAUAUACCUAAAAAAAAGUAAUUAAUUUUACUAAACAUGAUAUUACUGAUUUAUUAUAUUGCAAUUGUGAAUUUGAUGAGGAUGCUAUGAAAGAACUUGAAGAUAUUAUGUACAAACCUUUUAUUAUACCAGACUCCAUAAAUAAAAAAGUAAAGCUGAAUAAGUGA
Molecule: messenger RNA, 924 nt
Organism: Paramecium tetraurelia
Lineage: Eukaryota; Ciliophora; Oligohymenophorea; Peniculida; Parameciidae
Exons: 1
Source: RefSeq, a predicted model, not a curated record